AUGGCGUUGGAGUGGGUGAUGCUAGGCUACGCCGCCGGAGCAGAGGCCAUAAUGCUCCUCCUCCUAACUCUCCCGGGUCUUGACCCGCUCCGCAAGGGCCUAAUUAGCGUGACCCGUAGCUUGCUCAAGCCUUUCCUGUCCAUCGUGCCCUUUUGCCUGUUCCUGCUGAUGGAUAUAUACUGGAAAUAUGAAACCCGACCCAGUUGUGAAUCUGAAUCUUGUUCUCCUUCCGAACACCUCCGCCAUCAGAAAUCUAUUAUGAAGUCCCAGCGUAACGCUCUCUUGAUCGCCUCUGCUCUUGUUUUCUACUGGCUGCUUUAUACUGUUACUGGCCUUGUUGUGAAGAUUGAUCAGCUGAAUAAGCGGAUCGAGAAGUUGAAGGCCCAGGAUUAA
Messenger RNA from Fraxinus pennsylvanica, 393 nucleotides. Lineage: Eukaryota; Viridiplantae; Streptophyta; Magnoliopsida; Lamiales; Oleaceae. The record is from the annotation of a GenBank genome assembly.